UGAGAAUUCUUUUACCUUAGGGACUACCUCUCACAUCCUCGAUUCGGAGUCGAAUUCCCCAAAACUGGGGUCCUCAACAGAACCUCAGACAGAUCACUUAUCCGAAGACGGAGAGGAUGAAUAUAAGAUGAGUCACGAAACAGGCCGCACUGGAGCAGGUUCGGAAGAUUCAUGGGACGAGAGGGAAGACAAAGAGGACGCGUUAUUACCAGAAGCUGCCAUGAUGGCAGAAGAGACGCCUGCGACAAGCUCGCCCUCGGAUACACAGGAGGGAAUGCUGCCUCGAGACAUGCAAAGGAAGACGGCAUACUAUGAUUACGCUGCUGAGAAGCAAUUGAGUCAGGCGGAUGCAAAGCUAUUCUACCAGCGAAGUCAAUUGGAGGCUCAGAAGACGGGUGGCAGCAAUUGGGGCGCUUCUCAAAGCUCUCCUCGCGGAAGCCCGGUCCUCGUCCCCAGGUCGGUGUCGAGCUUCUUUGAGGCGGAUCAAGCUGGGUUGAGGAGGUCAGGUAGCAUAAAUUCUAUGAAAAGUGGACAGCAUGCUACGCAGAGCUCUGGGAAAUACAGACCUGCAUUCCCCGUCGGUUUGGCUGAUUUGUCAAAGCAUCCCGAAAGCAAUACCAUACAGGAACCUUCGAUAGCUGCUGCAAACAAUUUCCACAAUAGCCCAAUCUCUCUUCCUCGCACAGAAUCACUGCUCCGAGCAGACCAAGCUGCAAGAGAUCAUGCCGCACACCCAGGUCUACCUCAUGAACCGAAGCCGUUCUUAGAGACCCAAGGUCUCCACGGAGCCGGGGCAGGAAUUGGCGUAGGGAGUGGUGCAGGCGGGCUUGCUAGCAAUGAUGCGAAUAUCACUUCCGAGCUUAGUACAAUCUAUACCAAUAUUCAAAAGGUGCUAGAUAUUCGACACAAGUAUAUUCGUCUUUCCUUGCAGAGCGAUGGAGACAACCCAAAAGACGACCCGAAUUGGAAUAUCUAUCCUCCUCCUCCAGAGCCUGCUUGGUAUGAGGAGCGAGACAAAGCAGGCCCAAGUACUACGAAUGGCAAGAAUAGCCAGAAUAAUAGUAUGGCUAGCAGCAUGGUUCUUCCUCCACUGGAGAGGCCUAAGACGAGAGACGGUGAGCACAGCAGGAAUUUCAGUUCUAUGAAUCUACCUGCAACUCCUCAAAGUCCCAAAAUCUCUAAAACUCCGAAAAAGAAAAGAAAGCCUGGUCAGGACAUUGGCGAAGAUUUUGACAUCGAGGAUGUUCUACCUGUUCCCGGGCCUGGUGAGAUGAGUUUCCGUCUCGAUGGCAAUAGCGUCUAUCAAAUCUACGAGAACUCCAAAGCCGAGGAGUUGGACACUCCGGUGAUCAACAUCCCUACAAUCCGAGAGUUUUACAUGGAUCUAGAAGAUAUCCUGAAUGUGUCCUCAGAUGGCCCAAGCAAGAGUUUCGCCUUUCGACGAUUGCAGUAUCUUGAAGGCAAAUUUAAUCUGUAUGUGCUACUCAACGAAUAUCAGGAGAUGGCGGACAGCAAGAGAGUCCCUCACAGAGAUUUUUACAACGUCAGAAAGGUGGAUACUCACGUCCAUCAUUCGGCAUGUAUGAAUCAGAAGCAUUUGCUGCGAUUCAUUAAGAGUAAGAUGAAGAAAUGUCCAGAUGAGGUUGUGAUGUUUCGAGAUGGCAAACAUCUCACUCUAGAAGAGGUGUUCCAGAGCAUCAAUUUGACGGCGUACGAUCUGAGUAUCGAUACGCUGGAUAUGCAUGCUCACACAGACUCGUUUCAUAGAUUCGACAAGUUCAAUCUGAAGUACAACCCAAUUGGCGAAUCCAGAUUGAGAACUAUCUUCCUCAAGACGGACAAUUUCAUCAAUGGUAGAUACCUGGCUGAGAUCACUAAAGAGGUUAUUUCCGAUCUUGAGUCUAGCAAAUAUCAGAUGGCUGAGUGGCGUAUCUCGAUAUACGGACGAGCUAUCGAUGAAUGGGAUAAGCUUGCAGCGUGGGUCGUUGACAACAAGCUCUUCUCCCACAACAUCCGGUGGCUAAUCCAAGUUCCUCGUUUGUUCGAUGUCUACAAAUCGAGUGGCUUGAUGCAGAAUUUCGAGGAGGUCCUCAUUAAUCUCUUUCAACCUCUUUUCGAGGUGACGAAGGACCCUUCCAGUCAUCCAAAGCUUCAUAUCUUCUUGCAAAGGGUCAUUGGCUUUGACAGUGUUGAUGAUGAGAGCAAGCCAGAACGUCGAUUAUUCAGAAAGUUUCCUGUGCCUAAAGUUUGGGACUCGAAACAAAAUCCUCCUUACAGCUACUGGAUCUACUACCUUUUCGCAAACAUGGCCUCGCUGAAUGUCUGGCGAAAACAGCGAGGUUUCAACACUUUUGUACUGCGUCCUCAUUGUGGAGAAGCUGGCGAUACGGAUCAUUUGGCUGCUGCUGUUCUUUGCUGUCAUAGUAUCAGUCACGGUCUAUUACUUCGUAAGGUACCCCUUCUGCAAUACAUUUUCUAUCUCGAGCAGAUCGGUGUUGCGAUGUCUCCGCUCAGCAACAAUGCACUGUUCUUGGCAUACGAGAGAAAUCCGUUCUUGCAGUAUUUCAAGAGAGGCUUGAACGUUUCGUUGUCUACUGAUGAUCCUCUUCAAUUUGCGUUUACGAAGGAGCCUUUGAUUGAGGAGUACUCGGUCGCUGCACAGAUUUACAAGUUGAGUGCUGUGGAUAUGUGCGAGCUUGCUAAGAACUCGGUCACCCAAAGCGGUUUUGAACAUACUAUUAAGCAGAGAUGGCUUGGUCCAGAUUAUUAUCUGCCAGGUGUCAAGGGAAACACUAUGGCGAAGAGCAACGUGCCAAAUAUUCGAGAAGGUUUCAGGCAUGAGACUCUGUUGCAGGAGCUUGCAAUGAUUGCACGAUACACUGCAGCUGCAACACCAACUCCAGCAUCAGCGAGCACAGUCUCACAAUUGCCCUUCGCACCCCAGCACCGACCAGCUUCACCAACAUCGUCCCUGAAGACCAAUGCAUCUACGAGUACAAUGCACCUCGAUUCGAGUUCUCAAGCCUACCAACAGUUCCCAGCACAAGCCGCUCGAAUCCCGAACUCCCACUCGCAGCUUCACAUCGAUUCUCAACAGCCAAGAAUGAACCAGGCACAAGAAGGACAUCAAUCCCAGCCAACAUCAUCUCGUGACCACACCCGCCAGAAUUCCACCUCGAUAACCUCGCCAAACCUCGCAGGCCUCACGAGAGAGACUUCUUGGCCGGUAGAAGCAUUUGGCGAUCUUCACCUUUCUGGCAGCGAACCGAGGAUCUUUCCUGGUGUGGUGAGCAGGACACAGAGAAGAGAUAGUCUGGUUAGGAAGAGUAGCAUGAGUGAGACGGAUGAUAUUGCGAGUGCGGGGACCUCGAGGAAGAGUGGGACGGGCACUUGGAAGAGUAAGGGGAAGGAGAGCAUUGAGAUGGAUGGCGCAGUGACGGAGGAGGAGGCUGAGGAGGAGAUGGAGGAGAGUGAUGGGGAUAUGGAGGAGGCUGGGGGCAUGGAUGAGUAGAAUGGGAAACGUCUUUGAAUUUGGGAUGGUUGGGCGUUAUUAGACAUUUCUGGUUGAGGAGUGAUGCAAAAGAAUGGGAUCAAUUAGAAUGAUAGUAAAGGGACGAAACAUUAGUUGGUGUAGGUUUAUUGUAGAUGUAUACCCU
Messenger RNA from Mollisia scopiformis, 3656 nucleotides. RefSeq names its product AMP deaminase. The record is from RefSeq and is a predicted model, not a curated record. NCBI's taxonomy places the organism in Eukaryota, Fungi, Ascomycota, Leotiomycetes, Helotiales, Mollisiaceae. Gene Ontology annotation, molecular function: AMP deaminase activity. Gene Ontology annotation, cellular component: cytosol. Gene Ontology annotation, biological process: IMP salvage; AMP metabolic process. Bases 128 to 3511 code for a protein of 1127 amino acids. The transcript is spliced from 4 exons.